Messenger RNA from Wyeomyia smithii (pitcher-plant mosquito), 2193 nucleotides. Its product is annotated as neprilysin-1-like. Gene Ontology annotation, biological process: protein processing. NCBI's taxonomy places the organism in Eukaryota, Metazoa, Arthropoda, Insecta, Diptera, Culicidae. Gene Ontology annotation, molecular function: metalloendopeptidase activity. The transcript is spliced from 10 exons. The record is from RefSeq and is a predicted model, not a curated record. Gene Ontology annotation, cellular component: plasma membrane.
GCAGAUUUCAACCAGUAGCAAUCGAUCAACAUCAUGUCUUUCUUCGACUGUAGAUUUAUUUUACGAACCAUUCUUCUCAUAGCAGUAGUUGUGCUACUUUCUGUUGUGUAUUUUGUGUUCUUCUAUCACGGAACCCAACCGGACGUUUGUCACACCAAGGAAUGCUUACGAUCGGCUGCCGCCUUCGAGCAAAACAUGGACCUAACGGUAGACCCUUGUGACGAUUUUUAUUCGUACGUAUGCGGUAAAUGAGCGGACCGUCCUCGAGAGAAAGGCGGUUACAGCUGGUUCGAUGAACGGGCGGUCAAAAUCUCCCGAAACAUCAUGGCUCAUUUGGAAACAAAAACCAGUCGGUCGGACCCAAAACCGGUGAAGCAAUCAAAGGCUAUGUAUAAAUCCUGUUUGAGUUUUGAUGCUCGAGAGCGGGAAGGUUUCCGAGCCGUGAACAAAUACAUGCGAGAGCUUGGACUUCCAGCGGUUCCUACACUGCUUAAUCGGUCCAGAAACUCAUCCGAAACCUAUCAGUUCGACUGGAUAAGCUCGGUUGCUAAAAUUCGUCGAAAGCUGGGACAGAACGUGAUCAUCGGAUUCGACAUUGUUCCCGAUUAUCUGGACAGUAACCGGAACAGACUGACGUUUGGAGACCCUAGUUCUCCGGCAAGCAUUGAGUUUCCACACUAUGAAUGGACGAUGCUCAAAAUGAGUGAGGAGGGUGAAAACGAUGGUGACGACACCAAAAAAUUGGUAAUCGAGUGGCUGGAAGGGCUUAUUCAGAAGGUUCAUCCGGGUUUCGAUACAGCUCCUUUCAAAGAAGAAUUCGCAAACUUUGCUGAACAGUUCAUAAACUUCAUUGCCAUCUCCAAGUAUGAAAACAUAGCUGACGAGGAUCCUGACUAUUACACUAUCAACGACUUGCAAGAACUGACAGAUUCACACAUCUCUCCGAGGCAACCCUACCCGAUUUGGAAACGAUACCUUCACGUACUGUUCGCUGAUAUUCCAGACGCUACACCAAGUCCAGAGGAAAAACUCCAAAUCGAUAAUGAGACAGUCCAAUAUUUACAAAAACUAGUAGAUUUUGUAUCCCAGCAAUCCCAGGCUACUCUCGAACUGUACUUGUGGACCACUGUAGCAGACUUCAUUGUAGAACACAAACUAAACAAAGUUCAAUCCGAGCAAGGAUGCGUCGAAACCGUACACCAAUUUAUGGGUUUAGCCAUAAGCUAUAGUAUUGCGGAUCGUGACUUCUCAACCGAGACAAAACCUCGCGUGGAGAAGAUACUGAGAAAUAUUGCUACUGAAUUCGAUCACAAUGUAAACGACACAGAUUGGAUGGAUAACAGUACGAAGUUUGCAGCGUUGAAAAAGCCCAAAGCAAUGAAAAAAUUGGUUUGAUUCCCGGAACUGAUCAUGGACACAAACAAGUUGGAGAGUUACUACGAAGGACUACAAAUCGACAAGCGUCGUUACCUGGAGAACUGGAUGAGCGCCAUCCGCUUUCUACAGACUAAUGAACUUCGCUCUUGGCAGGUCAAAAACAAUCGACUCUGGGAUAUGGAUCCGACGGAAAUGAAUGCAUUUUAUCUACCUGGCCAAAAUGCUAUUAGUAUUCCUGAAGCAAUUAUUCAAUACCCGUUUUACUAUUUGGGACUAGAAGCACUGAACUACGAAGUGCUCGGUGCGGUGCUUGGCCAUGAGCUAACCCAUGGGUUUGAUAAUUCUGGACGCCAAAAUAACGAGAACGGAAGAAUUGAAGGUUGGUGGUCUAAACAAACAUCACAUGAAUACGACAAGCGAGUCAAAUGCUUCGUAGACCAAUACAGUAGCUACUAUGUCAAUGAAGCAAAGCAAUUUGUCAAUGGCAGUUUGACUUUGAAUGAAAAUCUUGCCGAUAACGGAGGACUCCGAGAGGCGUUUCGGGCCUAUAAAGCAUUCCAGAAAGUACAUGGCCCCGAACCGAAACUUCCAGGGUUUGAAGGUUUUACCCACGAGCAGCUGCUUUUUAUUUCAUUCGGAAAUCAACACUGCGAGGUAAUUUCAUCAUGGGCUGCCAAACAAUUGAUGGAGGUUGUACAUAGCCCGUCCUUGUUUCGAGUGCAGGGAGUCUUGAGUAAUAUGCAGGAAUUCAGCGACGCUUUCAACUGCUCGGCUGGCAGCGUUAUGAAUCCGGCGAAAAAAUGUCGUAUCUGGUAG